CAAGAGGCACCGUGACAGCCUUCUCUCCUUUUGAUGCCAGAGCUGAUGCAGAAGCUCUUCGUAAGGCCAUGAAGGGAAUGGGGACUGAUGAAGAAACUGUGCUGACAAUCCUUACCAGCAGAAACAAUGCUCAGCGUCAAGAAAUUGCAUCUGCCUUUAAAACCUUAUUUGGCAGGGAUCUUGUAGAUGACCUGAAGUCAGAACUUACUGGCAAACUUGAAAAAUUGAUGGUGUCUUUGAUGAGACCAGCGUAUAUUUUUGAUGCUCAUGCACUGAAACAUGCCAUCAAGGGAGUAGGAACCAACGAGAAAGUGCUGACUGAAAUUCUUGCCUCCAGAACACCUGCUGAAGUACAGAAUAUUAAGCAGGUUUAUCUGCAAGAGUAUGAGUCUGACCUGGAGGAUAAGAUCACAGGGGAAACAUCAGGCUAUUUCCAGAGAAUGCUGGUGGUCCUGCUGCAGGCCAACAGAGAUCAUGACAUGGGAGUUGAUGACGCUCUUGUUGAGCAGGAUGCUCAGGUUUUGUUCAGAGCUGGGGAGCUGAAAUGGGGAACAGACGAAGAGAAGUUCAUCACCAUCUUGGGAACACGCAGCGUUUCCCAUUUGAGGAGGGUGUUCGACAAGUACAUGACUAUCUCUGGCUUUCAAAUUGAAGAGACCAUUGACCGGGAAACCUCUGGUGACUUGGAGAAGCUGCUCUUGGCAGUUGUGAAAUGCAUCAGGAGUGUGCCUGCCUAUUUGGCUGAGACUCUAUAUUAUUCCAUGAAGGGAGCUGGCACUGAUGAUGACACCCUGAUCAGAGUCAUGGUCUCAAGAAGUGAAGUUGAUCUGUUGGAUAUUAGACAAGAAUUCAGAAAGAAUUUUGCAAAGUCAUUGUAUCACAUGAUUCAGAAAGAUACAUCUGGGGACUACAGGAAAGCACUGCUGCUCCUCUGUGGUGGAGACGAUGAGUAAUGGUGGUGGUGACACGAAGGAUUGUUGUACUCCAGCUUUGCAGCCCUGUAGUUAGCAUGUCUAGCUCAGUUUUUGUAUCUCAGUGCUUUGUGGCUGUUUGAAUUUAUACUAGUAUUGCACUUAUUAAAAAUGAGCAUAUUGUUAUCCAAGUGAGAGCUGAUCCCCUCCCCUUCCCCACAUCCCAGCUUCCAGGAAUUUCAAGUGCCUUCUGUG
This is a messenger RNA of Acanthisitta chloris (rifleman), 1166 nucleotides long. It is a transcript of the gene ANXA5, whose product is annotated as annexin A5. NCBI's taxonomy places the organism in Eukaryota, Metazoa, Chordata, Aves, Passeriformes, Acanthisittidae. Gene Ontology annotation, cellular component: cytoplasm. Gene Ontology annotation, molecular function: calcium ion binding; calcium-dependent phospholipid binding. Gene Ontology annotation, biological process: negative regulation of coagulation. The coding region runs from base 69 to 953 and encodes 294 amino acids. The record is from RefSeq and is a predicted model, not a curated record. The transcript has 11 exons.